Messenger RNA from Porites evermanni, 9054 nucleotides. The record is from the annotation of a GenBank genome assembly. NCBI's taxonomy places the organism in Eukaryota, Metazoa, Cnidaria, Anthozoa, Scleractinia, Poritidae.
UGGAUCUGGGGAAACAACUCAUCUACUUUGUUUUACUGGCCGAAGUCUGUGCAUUUUUGCCGAUUGCAGAGUCAAGAAGUGUUAGAAAUGUGAAGGUGAGUUAAUUGAACUUUACAAUUGUUAUUUUGCCAAACUUGGCAUAAGGAGCUGUGAUUGUACACACGGUACAAGUACCUUGACAAAGUUUGUCACGAAGUUUUUUCCAUCUUUCCUAUAUUAAUGGAGUGAAAGGAAAUCAACUAAUUUUUUUACCCUGUUUGACCUCGUCCUUUCUCGCAGAAAGAGAAUAACUGUAAAAGGAUAUUAAUGUAAGCGCUGGUCCUACGCAAUUCAAUGGGCAAAUGAGCAACAAGCUCAGAUUUAACCCCAAACGAUAAUGAAGAGCAAACGUUUCAGUUCCAUGAAAUGAAACUAUUAGCCCUAUUACACCAAAAAGACAUGCAAAUUUCGCGAUUUCGUCUACCAUCAUUAAUGAAAAAGGCAAGCAAAAAACUCAGUUGAACUCUAGUAAAUUCCUGGGGGGCCGACAAAAGACGAAACAAAAUGGUAACUAGGCGUAGAACAGUAUUAUCCGGAUGAACGAGGAUUACUUCCAAAUAUCUUUCUCGGCUUCCUUUACGAAGACGUCUGGCGAAGUUUUGUGAAAACCUUUGUAAAGCGAACGAAGUUGUCCGAGGAGUUUCGGACAGUGACUCCGGCUGUCCAAAUAAACCGGAAGACUUGUGUUACAUGGACAAUUUUCUUAUUUGAACCGUCUCUCGUUGAAAGUAUAUUCUUUUAAAUUUUCCGUGAAAUUUUAACUUUGAAAAAGAGAAAAAAGAAGAAACGUUUUCAGUUUUGCUGGGAUUAAAUUUAACUUAACCACAUAUAACACCGAGCUGUUGUUGUUGUUGUUUUUUUUUGUGUGGAAGGGGAUGUAUUUCUUAGCUUACAUUAUAGCAACUGGGAGCGCUUUCUUGUGGAAUUCUUCUUCACUCAUUCGAGUCUUCGGUUCUCUCGCCUUUCGAUGUCCCAGUAUUCUAAACUGAAGUCAAAUGACGCUCGUCCAAGAAGACGUGCUAAGUGGUAACAUGUUCUUGCGGUUGCUUUCUACAAGCAUUUAAAACAACGAUUGAAAUUUAAUUCCUUGUCAAAUUCCCCGAUAGAAGAAUUAAAUAUUGAUCGAUAGGAAGUUCUGUUUUUAGCAGUAAGAACUCGCUCGUGCCAUAAAGAUGCAGCUCUUGCGAUAACAUUGCUGUAAGCACUCGUACAUGAUUGCAACGUGAAACGUAACUGAUCAAAUUUACAGUGGUUGCUUUUGACGAAAUUGAAAUUCGGGUAUCGACGAAAGACAUGAAGUUCUGCUCCCGGCUAUUUAAAACCCGACAAGUCAACACUUCAUUUAGCUAUUGAUAUGACUAGUUAGGGAUUUCAAGAUGUUAUCUAGUUGCCAUCGCGUGCGAAGUUGAGACAUUAGCGAGAGGAAAUCAGAUUAGAGACAAACUGAAAGUCGUUCCAAGUGUUUUUCAAGUAACUUUUGUCGAGUUGCAAAAUGGAGGAUGAACGACAGAGAUUGUUUCAUGAGUACCGUGAUAGUCUCUUACACAAAUGAAUGAUACUCUCUGCACGACGUUUGCGAAUAUUUUUCGCGGGAAAUCCGCGGGAAUUUCGAACAGUUCAACUGGAUGAAUCACCCCAUCCCUCUGGCUCUCUGAAACAUCUGUUUUUCUUUUAAAGAAAGAUUCUAGAUUUUUCUACCUUGUUAUACCAAAUAGGUGACCUACUUACAGCUGUGAUUGGAAAGGAAAACUAAUAGUAAAUAAUAAACUGCUUUUUGUAGCAAAGAAAAAAAAUACAUCCUUCACGGAAAUUUCUAAUAGAGACCAUAUGCAAAAGUCGAUAGCAAUUAAACUAAAUGUUUCAUAUCAUUUCAAGAUUACUCCAAGAAAUCUAAUUACUUUAAAGAAAAUCUUAAGCUCAUCAAGUUGUUCAGUGAAGACCAAGGCCGCUGGCAUGCUUGCUAAACGCUUACAGAUGUUCUAGAUAUUCGUGUCAGCCUCACCAGGGCCAACAUCAAACAUGAGGAAUGCUAAGGUGAUAUAUAUAUCCUUGAGUUUGUUUAAGGAGUGCUUUCUUAGUAUCCUUCUUUCCGUCUUCGUUCCUGACACCUGGUUCCAGGUAUUCAGGCGAUGGAUGAAGUCCUUCAAGUUGCUAAUAUUAAUUGUAAAUGUGUGCGCGGGUUAUCUGAUCGCUUCGCCUUAGUUUUAAGAGUUCCUCAUUGUCACCAAGUCGUGUCAAAAGAUGCCAGUUUAAACAAAAACUUUCAGUUUUGCGUUUUUACACGAGGACUUAUUGCCCUCAAUGUCGGUUCCAAAAGAAUCAGAUCUAAAAAGGAAAUAUAGAAGAAACUUUGCUUCUAAAUAAUGUGAACUUUCCGAAAGAAAUAGAAAUCUUGCCUCGCAACUAUCUCAGCCUGCUUUCUCCCUUUCGCUCGGCUACAUGGCACCUUUCGUUAAGCAGGCCACAAAGAGCUUUUUAGUGAAACCUCAGUUUUUUUCCAACUGAAAAAUACGAUUUGGAACUAACUUAGAUAAGUCAAAGUGUGUGGUUUUGAAAGGUUGGCAAUUUUCUUUAUCUCUUACUAAAGAAACGAAAUUGGCAAAUAUAACGACAAUGUGGCUGGUCGAUGAAAAAGACACUUGUUUUUGGACGACAAUAAUACGCCUCAACAUUCAUUUGCAUUUUGGCUGUUAUUUGUAUGGUCUUUUUCUAAGAUAGCUCAAGUUUAUGAACCGGAUACGUUUUAAGAGCUUUCCGGUUUUAAUAUUCAAUCCCCUGAUUUUCCAUUACCGAUGAAAAAAUACGAGCUCUGAAAAAACACACAUGGUUAGAAAAGUCAACAAUAUGCAUGGCGGAAAAUAGCCUUGAAAUACCGACAUUGGCGACUUGCCAUGCAGUCUGUUUUAGUACGUAUUUUACCAUUGUUCAGAAACAGAUGGUAUGACAACAUAUUACGUCAUAAAUUGGAAGGUCUCUAUCAUAACCCGGCGAAAAAAGUUCUAGAACUUCUCUAUACGUACAUGUCCAUUUAAGUCCGGUCUGAUGCCCUGAGCACUCUUCAGCACUUGAAGAAUUCUCGAGAUUUUCAUAGUAAUUAUAGGGAAAACAUUUGGCUUAUUUUUCGCAAAUGUUGUUUCCUUGAUUCAUUACCCGAUCACCGUAGUUGAAGAAGCCAGAAGCCGGGAUCGGGAGAAGUGCCAUCCUCCCUUCCCCCUCCCCUCUCCUUGUUUGGCUCCUUGACAGAUGCUACAUGACUCACUGUGCCAGUACCCAAGCACGCAAGGGUGGAGAGAAUGAACGUUAUAUCAACAUUGAGUUUUGACGCAAGCGCCAUAAGCGUGUUAUACCUAAAGAGCAUUGAUUACCUUAACAUACCGUCGGGUUCCUUGGGAUAAUUACCCGGGUGGGGGGAGGGGGGUAUUGAGGAGAAAGAAGACUUUAGCAAGAAUACCAAACCCUUCCACCUGUUUACAUAACAAAGACCUCCAUAAUCACCAUCAUCCCGCGUUCGUGCAGAUUUUUGAAAAGAAGAGAGCCUCUCGGCAAGUGCUGAACACGCCUUUGUUACUCGCUAUUGGUCAAUUCGGUUUUCAAAUAAGGAAUCCUAGCCUGCGUAGCAAGCGUUUCUGUGCAGUUUUGGGAGCAAAGAACGGCGAACGAGAGUCAAAGACCAAGCGAAAAAUGGAUCUCGUUCCAUUUUUUGCGCAGCCAAAACGAAAAUCUCGUUCCUCUUCGGUUUUUUAUCUUCUUUGCCCCGAAACCACAUGGAAAACCGGCUACGCAGGCUAAAGGAAUGCGGAUUCUAGGUACUGGAUUCCCGAUCUUGUCAGUGGAACGUUGGAUUCCGGACUCCUACAGCUGUAUUCCUCAUUCCAAAGCCCAGGAUUCUGGAGUCCACAAGCAAAAAUUUCCCAGAUUCCGGAAUCCAUAUUCCCUUAAAUGGGGUGAGCCUUCGUUUCCUUUGUUGCGCGUUGUCUUUGCUUCAUCUGCCUAUUGACGUAUAUUUUUAACUUGUUUUAGCGCCAUUUAAUCAAAAAGAGGUCGCUCUACGAAGAGACCUGCCCACCACCAUAUGUCAUUGAAGUGACAGAGAAGUGUAAAGAUUCUUGCUUGGACGAUGACUACUGCAUCGGAAAUCAAAUGUGUUGCUUUGAUGGCUGUUCGUAUGUCUGCAUGGAUCCUGUUCCCUCGGAACCAGGUAAUGUCAAAAAUUUAAGACAAAGGCCUUACCUUAAAGUUUAAAACAAAGUUUACAGCGAGUUUAAGCUUCACGUAUACGACAAACGGCAAACGUCAGAUUCAAGUUGAGAAUUUCUCAAAAUAGAAAAUGAGCAGAUAAAAACAGCCCCAAAACUAUUCUUAUGGAUAAAAAAUUGCUUGAAACUAUUAUUUUAUGUGUAGAAAUAAUGAACAGUAAACGACAAGUAUUGGGGAAACUUGGUCACGUGGUACAAAUUCGCGUUUGCCGUUUGACGUGAAAGUCAUGCUUACAGUCAAGCCAAGUCAAGCGUACCCCCCAAGAUUACAUUAUUCGAAAGUUGAAUCUGUUGGUAGUUGUAGAUUUCAGAUUCAUCUCUGCAUUCUUGCAUGCGUAAUGAGCCGUAAAUUCACACGCGAGGCAGUUACGAAAUUCCUACCAGCUCAGUAUCCCUGAAUUUGAUGUAAAUGUCUUCUAUGAAAUUUAACUCAUUCAAAGAUUUUCAAUCUGACUAAAUACAGAGAAGUUCUCGUAAAAUAUUCACUACUCAUUACGAAUGCAGGAAUGCCGAUUUGAAUUUGACACUAGUUACCGGAACGACUAAUGGAUUCGUUUUUCAAAUAAUCAAUUCAUAAAUAGAAUCUUGAGGGGUACGCUUGACCUGCCUUGACUCUAAACUCUUCUCAUUCUUUCUUCUAUAGCGCUUAACCCUUUAAGUGCCAAUAGUGACCAACAACAAUUUUCUCCUAACAAUAUCCAUACAUUGUCAAGAGAUAAAGUUAUGAGAAUUAAUAAAAUGAUCACCACAGAGAAAAUGCUUUGAUCUUUUAUCAAAUUCUCUCAACUAAUUGUUAAAGGAGAUGUAUAGAGAUCAGUUUGGAGAAUUUGUAUGUGGAUAUUGGGGCUUAAAGGGUAAAGGUAACGCGCAGCAGUGAUCACUUGUCUUAUGUCUGUCUUAUUAUCUUUUGCAGUUAUUGAUUGGAUCGAUGACAAGGAAGGCAGUACCCCAGGGCCCGAAGGUUCGUUAUACCUACACUUGACAGAAAACUUUUGCUUGAUGCUGAUGUAUUCUGUUUCUUUUGCGUAACUGUCUUUCGCUUAUUUCAAUUCUCAAUUCCUUUUUUAAAUAUUUCUCCUCUGCAGAACUCACUGGCAACAUAGAGGUUGUAACUCCCGUCAUCGAAGAACUAGGUAAGUUUGAAGGCUGAAAAAUGUGGACAANUAACUGUCUUUCGCUUAUUUCAAUUCUCAAUUCCUUUUUUAAAUAUUUCUCCUCUGCAGAACUCACUGGCAACAUAGAGGUUGUAACUCCCGUCAUCGAAGAACUAGGUAAGUUUGAAGGCUGAAAAAUGUGGACAACAUAUCUAAUUUAUUGACCUCGAAUGUUCUGAUAUUAUACCAUAUGGUUAAAUAUUUAACAACUAAUCCACAAGUGUGCGUUCGGUAUGAGCUGGUAGAUAGCCAACGAGGCGCGUUUUAUAAUCAUCUCAUAUCCAACAAGUACGAGUGGAAUAAUUGUUUUUAUUAAAAACGCCCACAAAAUAUCCAGAAUUCUUCCCGACUUUAUUUGUAAAAACAACCGAUUUUCAGCCUGUUUUUUAUUUUGAGCAGACGCGUACAGUUACCAUAUUUGGAGAGCAUGGUAUAAUGGCUCAUAUGCCAUGAUGGCUAAGCCAAUCGGAGCUCUAGAAUUACAUUAUCCAAUGAUUCAGUUUUUAAUGAAUGUCACUUAUUUUUGAAGGGUGCUUUUAUCAUGGAAUGAUGUUAAACGAUGGAGAAAGAAUUCCACUUGGCUGCAAAGUAUGGUGAGUGAUGUAUAUCAUUUGUUAACUCAUCUAGCCUGCGUAGCAGGCGCUUGGAAUAAAGAACGGGCGCGCGCGCGCGAGGAGACACGCGUGUUUCCCUCUCGCGUGCCCGUUCUUUCUUGCGUCCACUACUUCCAAGCGCCUGCUACGCUAGCUAUGACUCAUCAGGUAUUAGGGAACAGGGCCCGGUUCCUAAAAGGCCGAUAGGCACCAAUCCGAAAUUACAACGGUUCCGUUUUUUUAAUUUUACCUUGCUUUGUAUUGCUCAGAGCAACAUUUUGUGUUAUCAUUACCGUAUGUUGGAGUGAAGGCCCAACAGUAUUUUGUAAGCUUGAGUUGCAUGUUUAUAGGGAAGAAACCCUUAAUUAAAAUUUAGCAUUAUCCUGGGUUAAACUUAACCAUCUUUCGAGGAACCGGGCCCAGCUUUGUAACACAACGCUGAUCCUAUCACCCAUACUAUAGCCGUCAUCCCUCUGAACAUUAUUAUUAUUUUUUCUCCAUAGCUCUUGCUUUAACGGAAACCUAAUGUGUGAUGUCUCCAACUGCAACAAAGGUAAUCAUUUUACACUGUGGUCGCUUGCAAAUUUGGUGAAAUCUGGAAUCUGCGAAAUGUUUGCUUGUGGAAUCCGGAUUCCUAGGCUUUGGAAUCCGCAAUACAGCUCAAGGAAUCCGGAAUCCCACUAACGAAUUGAGUCAAGAAUCUAAGUUCGACUAACAAAAAAUCCAAAAUCCACAUGGAAUCUAAGACUGCCAUGAAGUCCCGUACAUUGAACGAGUAAGACUUGACGCUUUAUACCUUAGAUUAUCCCACGGUGGCUAAUUUUUAAGUUCACGAUUACCCUUGUCCCAUAAUUUUUUUCUUUCUUCUCAAACAAACUCGAGCGAGACGAAACGAAAGAACACCUUGCGAUCGUUGUCUUCAUUUUUGUCUUCCACUUUGAGGAUCUUUGUCACUGCCUAGCAGCUAAAGUUUGUUUGGGAGUGAAUAAAGUAAGUCUCUGGAAACAGCGUAGUUCAAGGUAAUUACGUCUGAAUUUGGCUUUUGAACUUUUUUCUCGCCCCAUGUAAGGGGGUCCAAGAAAGUCUUGGAUUUUGGAUUCCACACCAAAGAUUCUGGAUUCCAGGUACUUGAUUCUGGUCUUUGCCAGUGGAAAUGUAUUCCUCAUUUGGAUUCCGUAUUCCUUGCGCUUUAUUCCUGAUUCCAAAGUACAAGAUUCGGGAUUCCACUUGCAAAAACUUCCGGAUUCCGGAAUCCGAAUUCCUGAAAUGGGGCGACUCUUUUAAAACAAAAACGUUUAUUAAACAUGUUUAUCGUCUUUGAAAUUUGCAGAGUACCAGGCCCGUCUCGCUUUAGAGCUAAGCGGCUCGGGGUCUGGUGACGAUGAGGACGGUGAUGUUAAGGAAAACUUAAGAGAAGCAUCUGGGAAUGGAGAAGUGUAUCCGAUUACCGGCGGGCUUAGACACAAAGAGGACUUUACUUCUUUGGAAGAAUUCAGAGGGAAGAACACAAAUGGUGUGGAAAUGAAAGAGGAAUUUGUUCCUUUCGGGAAGGAGCACGGCUCGGAGGAGGAUAGCGGAGGCGGGGAAAGCGGAAGCGGAAGUGGAGAUCAUUUCGUCCCAUAUGACGAGGAAAAGAACAAUGGAAAAAGUGGCGAUAAUGUCGCUUCUUUCGCCAGAAGAAGGCUUUAGUAACCUGGUUACGCUCUCGUAGCGAGUGUCACUCAAAGAUGGGAAUCUUCCCUCCUAGCAAAUCACACUCCGCCGUUUAGGUUGGACUCAAGUAAAUGACAUAUCGAGGCAUCGCACUCAUCAGUGGAAUACCAUUUAGCAAGAGUGACAUGAAAUAUGACGGCAUAAAUGACUUCCCGUAGACAGAGAUAUAAUAUAACCUUAAUUGAAAUAGGUAAUUAAACAUUACGUUUAUGCCAGAUAAUUAACUGGCCAAACUGCCAUGAAAAUUGUCAAGAUCUCAUAAAUCAUUCUCACGUCACAAACAGGAGAUAAAGUGUAUGUUAGUGACCUAGAGGAACUUCAGUAAAGGAUGAACGCCGGUGAGAAUGACAGGAUGUUCCGUUGAAAUAAGUAAACAACAAAGUCAGACCUAAUGGACUGCUCACAGUCUCUCUUUUUGAUUUUCUCGUAAGGCCCGUCUAGUAAGUUAACUCCAUAAACACGUUAGAAAUUAGGAUGAUGGAAAAGUGAAAAGACAGGCUAUGUGUGUUUUGCGCGCCACUUGUUGCUUUUCUCCCAGUUUUUCACUUCCGUGUAUGAUAAGCUGUAAAAUAGUUUUAGUAGUGUAUACGAAAGUACAGAAUAUACGGAAUAUUUCGUACUAGAACAUUUGGUUUAUACCUUGUAGCUAUGAAAACAUGUGUAGCUUUCGUCAGUACCAUUUUCACAUGUACCGACUUUAUCACCCUUACAUAUAUACAUGUGCGACCACAUCCCAUAAGCGACAACUUAUCUAAAACACCAACAUUUUCCCAGUCGAAGCCCUACAGUUGAAACCUCUCGUAAACGUCUACCUCCUGAAAGCGAAGGCGACCACUUUUCGGCACUGACGGUUUAAUUAUUUUCUAUCGUUUUUAACUCCUUGUAAGCGAACACUUCACGCAUGAUCUGGUCUAGCUCUAUGUUUCCUCCAUGCACUGUGUUACUUAGAGAACACGCGAGAACACGAAGAUUUUUAACAACAACAUGGAACUAUACUUAUUUAAACUUAAAAAUUGCAUGGAAUGAAUUAUCUUAUAUAAAGUUGAUGUGACCAGAUCUCUUCUUGGUAGAGAGCCCCUGUGGUCCGAUUCUUCUUAGACCACCUCCCGUAAACGAACAGUUAGUCAUCGCAUUUUGGGUGAUCGCUUAAGGGAGGUUCAACUGUAUUCAAUUUAGUAAUUCCACACUCAUAUACAGAUCGUAUCAUAGUACCCGCGAAGGGGUAAAAUAAGAUAAGUUGAAACGGAACGAAUAAACAAAGUUUGUAUACGUGGUAUGUUUGUCAACACGUUACACACU